Molecule: messenger RNA, 1131 nt
Organism: Manihot esculenta (cassava)
Lineage: Eukaryota; Viridiplantae; Streptophyta; Magnoliopsida; Malpighiales; Euphorbiaceae
Product: REF/SRPP-like protein At3g05500
Exons: 3
Coding region: 120-851 (243 amino acids)
Source: RefSeq, a predicted model, not a curated record
AAGUUUCGUGCUAGUUUUAGUCACAGUUUUUUGAUCUUUUUGUUAUUGACGUGCGACGGGUCUCUUUGUUCAAACUUCGGCGACUGCGUUUUAAGUUUCGGUCUUCCAUUUCUGCAAUCAUGGCCGAAGGCGAAGGAAACGUGAAUGUGCAACAACAGAUGGUGAAUGAUGAAGAAGAGAAUCUAAAGUAUUUGGAAUUUGUGCAAGUGGCUGCAAUUCAUGCCGUGGUGACCUUCACAAACCUCUACCUUUAUGCCAAGGACAAGUCUGGUCCAUUGAAGCCUGGUGUUGAGACCGUUGAAGGUACAGUCAAAAGCGUCGUUGGACCUGUCUAUGACAAGUUCCAUGAUGUUCCUAACGAGGUUCUCAAGUUUGUAGAUCGCAAGGUUGAUGAAUCUGUCACUAGUCUGGAUCGCCGUGUUCCCCCAGUUGUCAAGCAGGUGUCUGUGCAAGCUUAUUCAGUAGCUCGAGAGGCCCCAGGUGCUGCCCGUGCUGUGGUAUCUGAAGUUCAUAAUAGUGGUGUUAAGGAAACUGCAUCUGGAUUGGCAAAAACUUUGUACACCAAGUGUGAACCCAAGGCCAAGGAGCUUUACUCCAAGUAUGAACCAAAAGCAGAGCAAUGUGCAGUCACUGCCUGGCGCAAGCUCAAUCAGCUGCCGCUCUUCCCUCAAGUGGCACACGUUGUUGUUCCAACUGCAGCUUAUUGCUCUGAAAAGUACAACCAGACAGUACUUAGCACUGCUGAGAAGGGAUACAGAGUUUCCUCUUAUCUGCCUUUGGUGCCUACAGAGAGAAUUGCGAAGGUUUUUAGCGAUGAUGUGGUUCAAUCCCCAGAAUGUGUUUCCAGCUGAUUAAGAGAUGAUGAUGUGCUCAAGAAAUGCAUCUUGGUGUGUAUUAUAAAUGUGUUGAUUUGUUACGAGUACUUGUGCAGAGACAAAUGUGAUGGUAUUUGAAGUUUCAUGUGGGAAAUUUGGAAUAAUGCCAAUUUAAUUAUUGGCCUGUGUAUCUCUUGUGUGUGUGUGUGUAUGCGUAGAAUAUUGGAGAUUUCAAGAGUUCAUGGGUUACAACUUUUUGCCAAUCCAGACCACUUGUCACUUGAUUAUGAAGAAAUACAAACAAACUUCUUGAUUA